This is a messenger RNA of Myxocyprinus asiaticus (Chinese sucker), 1669 nucleotides long. Its product is annotated as gamma-aminobutyric acid receptor-associated protein-like. The transcript is spliced from 4 exons. NCBI's taxonomy places the organism in Eukaryota, Metazoa, Chordata, Actinopteri, Cypriniformes, Catostomidae. Gene Ontology annotation, molecular function: GABA receptor binding; ubiquitin protein ligase binding. Bases 108 to 476 code for a protein of 122 amino acids. Gene Ontology annotation, cellular component: autophagosome; autophagosome membrane; cytosol. The record is from RefSeq and is a predicted model, not a curated record. Gene Ontology annotation, biological process: cellular response to nitrogen starvation; autophagy of mitochondrion; macroautophagy.
AUAUCCCUCCGCCCUCCGACGCAGUUGUCAAAAACCCUGGCUAGUUUGUAAACACCGUCGACGACAGAUUUUCUCGGAGAUUUUUUAAGACCUUCCAGGCCGUCAAAAUGAAGUUUAUGUACAAAGAAGAACAUCCCUUUGAGAAGCGACGGUCCGAAGGGGAGAAAAUCAGAAAGAAGUACCCGGACAGAGUGCCUGUGAUAGUUGAGAAAGCUCCCAAAGCCAGAAUAGGAGAUCUGGACAAGAAGAAAUAUCUCGUCCCUUCUGACCUCACAGUGGGCCAGUUCUAUUUCCUUAUUCGGAAAAGGAUCCACUUGAGGGCAGAGGAUGCCCUCUUCUUCUUUGUCAACAAUGUCAUUCCUCCCACAUCAGCCACAAUGGGGCUCCUCUACCAGGAGCACCAUGAAGAAGACUUUUUCCUUUACAUUGCUUACAGUGACGAAAGCGUCUAUGGGGAUAUUCUGAGAGAUGUGUAACCAAUUUACUAACCUUAAACUACCCUACUCUAAAAAUAAAAUGAUCAGUGCGUUAGGCCACGCUAAGUGUACAUGUUGAAUGCACUUUCAUAUCCUCCUCUUAGUCUGUUUAUGAAAUCUUGUUUGUACACUUUGCUGCUUGCAUAUUGUUCCUUCCUACUUCAAAGUUCCCCCUCAGUCUUGCUUUUAGGCAGACCUGACACAUCCUUUUUCCCAGUCAGGUUGGAUAAAUUAGUGGUAUUCAUAUCUGUUAAGCUUAUUCAAUGUUAAAAAAUUAUCUAUUCCUUUCACGUUUCCUCACUGUUUCUCUGCGUCGGCAUACAGCAUAUUCCGCAACCGCUUUAUGCUACAGUCUUUAAUGUUAGGUUGGAUUUAAUGUUUAGCCACCACGUUUCACAGACCAAAACCACUGAUAAUACUGGACUGUCAUACCAUGUAAUGUUCAAUUUGCGUGUGAGUGUGAGCGUGUUUGUGUACAUUUGCCAAUAAUUUUUAUUUUUAAAUGGCUUUGAAAUGCUGUUUAUUUGAAUAAAGUGGUUAAAAUGAUACAAAAAUUCUUGUCAGCUGAUACAGUGUAGGGAAGGGGUUAUAAAACGUUUUGAUGCCAGGGACCCCUUUCUGAGAUAUAAAAGCUGCUUUACAUUUUCAUGUAUAAAUACCAACUGAUACUGGGUGAGAAAAAUAUUAUGAGUGAUAUUAUAAAAUGUGUUAUUUGCUAAAUGAAAUAAUUGGCUUUUAUAUCACCACUGUACUAGAGCCAAAACAAAUUAUUUAAAUGUAUCUGGAAAAUAUUUUCAUUGUAUUAAAUUGACAAUAUAUCUUUUUUCUGCCCAGUGCUCACUAUUAGUGUAGUAUUAGGUAUAAACAGAAAACAUAUUUUCAAUUGAAAUGUAUUUGUAGUAUUUAGAAAGUAAAAUGAAGCAGUACAUUUAUUACACUUUUUAUCUGAUAUUUUCUGUGGACCCCCUAGAAGCCCCUUGAGGACCAACGGGGGUCCCAGACCCAAGUUUUAAAACCCCUCCUAUCAUUAUUAAUAUGGUUAAACGUUUAUGUUCACCAAUUGUUGGCCUAUUUUUUAUUCGCUUGUUUGAAAUAUGGAUUGGUGUUUUGUUUCUUUAUCCAUGAAAGCUUUAAUUGUCAUGUGGCCACCAAUCUUAAGCGUGCCACCAUUAUAAACCUGAUGUUAAACUCUG